AUGUCAGCCAUUCGCAUCGAAUCUGCUCCAUUCACUUCAUAUUUAUAUCGGUCAGACUAUGUAGCCAGGACUAGCCAAUCCUCUCCCACACAUUCGGCCAUAAUGCGUUCACCAACGAGCCUAUUUCUUCUUGCUUGUGUUCUGGCUGGUGUAGAUGCACAGGUUAAAGUUUAUGGCCUUGAUAAAGCCGCUGAUUGUGACGGGUCGGUCUACAGCGAGGAAAUGAUCCUUGGGGUUAUCAAUUCCUACUGUCGUGAUCUAAAUGGCCAGACGACAAUCAUAAACGUAAACAAUCUUUACAGGUUCGAAAUGUUAGUAAUAAGGGGUAUCUCGCACUACUAUCUGCCUCUACCAUUCGUGCAAACAGAUGGGACAGUGAGAAGAGAUAUCCCGCCCAGACACUUUGCGGUAGUUGCAGGAGGUUGUGAAUUUCAACACGUCGCAAAAUUUAGAAAUGGUCCACCUCGAAGCCUUGUGGUGACCUUGAAUGAUAGGGAAGUUUGCGAUCCAAUCUAUUAA
This is a messenger RNA of Blumeria graminis f. sp. triticale, 519 nucleotides long. The record is from the annotation of a GenBank genome assembly. NCBI's taxonomy places the organism in Eukaryota, Fungi, Ascomycota, Leotiomycetes, Helotiales, Erysiphaceae.